AUGGGCCGUGCCCACAAUCGUACGUUUUGUCGUCCCCUUGUGUCGCCAUGCGGCGCCGUCCUGGAUUGGGCAAGGCCAUGGCAUGGAUGCCAUGUGGGCGAGCCGUCGCCGCGACGGCAGCGGCAGCGGCAGCGGCAGCAGCAGAAGGAGACGUGGAAGAGGAGGAAGAAGAAAGCAGGCGGCGAGGAGAGGUCGUGGCGCACCACGCCGGCGGGCGGGCAGGCAGGCAUCGUCCAGGCGGCGGGCAGGCAUCGUCCAGGCGGCGGGCAGGCAUCGUCCAGGCGGCGGGCAGGCAUCGUCCAGGCGGCGGCCAAGGCGAGCAGCGCCGGGCGAGGGAGUCGGCGCUCCGCAUCGUCACCAUCACCGACCGACGGCCACGACGACGCGUACGUACCGUCUGCUGGCUCUCGGAAGCAGCCCGAGCACCCGCGCGAAUGCCACGGUACCUGCGCUCCGUACUUUUGUCCCGAGCACUCCCCACCUGGGCACGCGCCGCAGAGUCGAGCGGAACAGCGAGUGGUGCGGUGCAAGGGUCGCGGGACGGGAUGA
Messenger RNA from Drechmeria coniospora, 549 nucleotides. RefSeq lists its product as uncharacterized. The coding region runs from base 1 to 549 and encodes 182 amino acids. The transcript has a single exon. NCBI's taxonomy places the organism in Eukaryota, Fungi, Ascomycota, Sordariomycetes, Hypocreales, Ophiocordycipitaceae. The record is from RefSeq and is a predicted model, not a curated record.